AAAAACAAAAGAGGACAGGAGCUGUUCUUCAUCUGUUAGAAAAACCUUAAAAGCAGUUAAACAACACAUUAACCUGCAAAUCUAUAUAUCCAAAUAUCCAAUCUUCUUUUUUUGUGAUUUUAAUCUUUUUCUUUAUUUUUGUCUGUCUUUCAAUAAAUUAGUCUUUGGAAUUUUGCAAAGUUUAUAAAUUUUCGAGAGGAACAGAGGGUGAGCUGAUUGAUGAAUUUUCAAUGAGAGGAGGAGUAGGUGGUAACAAAAGGAAGAUAAAAGCUUUAUCCGAUCAAUAGCAGAUAGAAAAUAGGAAAGAGAUUAAUUGCACAGAUUGGUAAUAUCUAUGGCCAGUGCGGUGAAGGUCAAGAGCGGCAACCUAGAUGGCUCUUCAAAGGGAAAGAUUGGCUAUUCUGUUACUAAGAAGAAGAUUGAGAGCUCAUCAAGCAAGCAGGUAGCUGAUGUAAAGCAGAAAUCUGUGCAAACUGUUACAAAAACUGAGGUAAAACCAAAGCCAACUUCAGUAUCAACAAAAAGUACCACAAAGACAACUACCACAAAGACCACUACCACAACAAAGGUGAAAGAGAAGAAAGUAUAUACUUUGGCAGGCCAGAAAUUUGAUCCUCCUGAAGAGAGAGAACCUCUGAGGAUCUUCUACGAGUCGUUGUCCAAACAGAUACCAACAAGUGAAAUGGCAGAAUUCUGGAUGAUGGAGCAUGGCCUAUUGUCCCCUGAAAGAUCCAGAAAGGCAUUCGAGAAGAAGCAGAGAAAGCAAAAGCAACUCCGGUUAGGAACUCCUAUUAAGUCUACAAAACCACCAAGUAAACCUGAGUCUACAAAACCACCAAGUAAACCUGAGUCUACAAAACCACCUAGUAAACCUGAGAGCUCACAGAGGCAACAACAGCAGGCAUCUAAGAAUGGUGAUGUAAAAGGCAAGAAGAGAGUUAUCAAGGAGAGCGACGACGAUGAUGACUUCAUUUUAAGUCCCAAGAGAAGGAGAGCGUAAGCGAAAAAUUAAAGAAUCCCUCAUCCUCUGCAGCAGUGUACUUUUAGAAAUUGCUUAAUUUAGAUUUCUUUAUUUUCAACUGAAAGAAGCCGGGAGCUGUAAGACAUCACAAAAGGUGAGAGAGAAAGACAUUCUUUAUAUUGUCUAACUUGUAGAAACAGUAAGCAAAGACUUUCAAUUUACUACUGUUUUCAUUUGUUCGACUUAGUGGUUUUCAGUACGUCAUUUGUGCUACAUGAAUUCUGAGGAGCCGAAAAAUAAUGUUAUUGUUAAGCUCUUCUUGUGCUAUUUAUCCCAUUCUAUUUUACAGGAUGGAAUUUCAUCGAAUUAGAUUCACAAAAACCGUUAACUAGCUUUUUCAUAC
Prunus persica (peach) is the source of this 1364-nucleotide messenger RNA. Its product is annotated as neurofilament medium polypeptide. The record is from RefSeq and is a predicted model, not a curated record. Lineage: Eukaryota; Viridiplantae; Streptophyta; Magnoliopsida; Rosales; Rosaceae. The transcript has 4 exons. The coding region runs from base 335 to 1000 and encodes 221 amino acids.